AUGGAAGCUCAACUUGAAGAGCUUCAAAACCAGAUCAAGAGCAUGCACCGGGAUCACCAGACGCAGGCUCCAGUUGUAGUAGAAGCAAUGAUAGAGGAGACCGAGCCUCCGUUUACUAGUGAAAUCAUGGACACAACAAUGCCUUCAAGGUUCAGGAUGCCUCCAUCAUUUAAUAUUCGGAGCAUUCUCCAUAACCCUCACAGGGGCUGCGAGAAGCUGGUACCGACAACUCAAGUCGAAGUUAAUCGGCAUUUUGCCAAGCUCAGUAGAGCUUUCUUGACGCAAUUUAUCAUCAGGAAGAAGAGUCGAAAGUCGUCAACUUAUCUACUCACGCUCAAACAAAAAAGCGGAGAAUUGCUGAAGGACUACAUUUCUCGAUUCAACGAGGAGGCUUUGCAGGUCGAUGAUUACUCCGACAAGAUUUCUUUAACCACAAUAAUCAACAGACUUAAAGAUGGGAGUUUCCUCUUCUCGAUAAGGAAGAACCCCUCGACCACUCUGAAAGAUCUCAUAAAUCGAGCCCAGAAGUAUAUUAACGUCGAGGAGUUCUUUAGCUUGCGAAAAAGUACCCAAGGCUCGGAGCAUUCAUCUAAAGACAAGAAGUGCAAGGAUGCCUCAUUUCAACCUAGCACGAGCAAGAAAAUGUCAGAUGAGGAUGGAUCCCUUGGCCAAAGGCCGAGUAGAAAAUCCGAAAGCCGAUUCAGCUCAUAUACUCCUCUCAAUACAUCUCCAGAGAAGAUCCUGUUGGAUAUCCGAGAUAAAAAGUUAUUACAUUGGCCGAGCUGCAUGAAGACGGAAGCAGGCCAGCGAGACAAACGCAGAUAUUGUCGCUUUCAUCACGACCAUGGGCAUAACACCAGUGAUUGCGUGGACUUGAAGGAGGAGAUCGAGACCCUCAUCCGCAAAUGUCACUUGCAUCAGUACAUAAAAAAAGGAGAGAGGCUUGGAAAGACGAGCAACCGGGCAAAGCUACAGAUGAUGCACAAAAAUGUCUUCGCAUGGUCCCACCAAGACAUGUCGGGCAUCACUCCUGAAGUUAUGGUCCACAAGCUAAAUGUGGAUUCGGAACACAUGCUAGUCAAGCAGAAGAGAAGAGCUUUCGAGUCGGAGAGAUACGCGGCAAUCACCGAGGAGGUUGCAAAACUCCUCGACGCUGGCUUCAUAGAAGAGGUCCACUGCCUGGACUGGAUCACCAAUGUUGUGCUCAUCAAAAAGGCCAAUGAAAAGUGGCGAGUUUGUGUAGAUUACUCCGACCUCAACAAGGCUUGCCCCAAGGAUAGUUUUCCUCUCUCGAGGAUCAACCAAUUGGUCGAUAACACAGCCGGGCACGAGCUCCUAACGUUUAUGGAUGUAUACUCUGGUUAUAACCAGAUAAUUAUGCACUCCUCGGACAAACAGAAGACGACAUUUGUCACUGAUAAAGGACUCUAUUGCUAUCAGGUCAUGCCCUUCGGGUUAAAGAAUGCAAGGGUAACCUAUCAACGAUUGGUGAAUAAGAUGUUAACCCAACAAAUCGGUAAGACUAUGAAAGUUUAUGUCGAUGACAUGCUGGUGAAAAGCAUCAUAUCAGCCGACCACACCUCGAAUCUGGCCGAGACCUUCUCUAUCAUUCAGGAGUACCAAAUUAGAUUGAACCCGACCAAAUAUGUGUUCAAUGUGGGGUUCAGGUAA
Messenger RNA from Magnolia sinica, 1671 nucleotides. RefSeq lists its product as uncharacterized. Bases 1 to 1671 code for a protein of 556 amino acids. The record is from RefSeq and is a predicted model, not a curated record. NCBI's taxonomy places the organism in Eukaryota, Viridiplantae, Streptophyta, Magnoliopsida, Magnoliales, Magnoliaceae. The transcript is spliced from 3 exons.